AUUCCAGUCAAUUUCAUUCACUAAGUACACAAAGAAAUGGCCUCCCCAACGAUCAACUUACCCUACCCCUACUACCCAUCACCACCACCACCAUCUCCGCCUUCGCCGGCAGCAACCCCUCCACCAAUUCCCAAAUCGCCACCGCCUCCACCUCUGCCGUCGCGGCCGCCACCACAACCCUUCACUCCGCCACCACCUCACGUGCUCCCACCACCGCAUCCCCAACCGAUCACCCCGCCACCGCCACACCCAUUACCGCCACGGCCGCACCCAUUGCCACCACCUCCAGCGCCCGACCACCACCCCACGAUCAUCGUCAUUGUGUUCAUCUCGUGCGGUGGGCUCCUGUUCUUCGCAUUCAUGGCAGCAGCUCUUUUCUGCUGGAUGAAAAAGAAGAAGAAGAAGACGGAGAAAAAGACCAAGCUGGUCCAUUUCGAGGAGCACAGGAAGGUGAAGGAGGCCAUUGUUGAAGGUCCUCAUGGCACGGAAGCCAUAGUGCUCUCCAUAGAAGACGAUAUGGUCAUCGAUGGAGAGAUCAAGAAGAGCGAAAAGAUUGAGAAGGGUUUGCAUGCCAUGAAUGAUAAUGAGGCGGCGAGCUUCAUCGAGAUCGAAGGAGGUUCAUCUGAACCGUCCGGCCACCCCCACCACCGUCAAGACCACCUCGCGGAGCACAAGGGAUAAUCGAUCACACAUUCGGACCAACUUAUUUCUUACGUACAUUGCUGUCUUCCAUCAAUAAUAUUCCUCAUCCAAGGAAUGGCGUAUUUUUCUUUUCUCUGAUUCGUCACAAAUGUAAUAAUCUUCGAGCAAUGGACUUUUUUAAUUCA
Molecule: messenger RNA, 827 nt
Organism: Eucalyptus grandis
Lineage: Eukaryota; Viridiplantae; Streptophyta; Magnoliopsida; Myrtales; Myrtaceae
Product: proline-rich receptor-like protein kinase PERK2
Exons: 1
Coding region: 37-681 (214 amino acids)
Biological process (GO): plant-type secondary cell wall biogenesis
Source: RefSeq, a predicted model, not a curated record